GAAAUGGCUGGCGUAUUGCUGGCGGGUAGCGGCCCGGAGUCAGAAGCCAUGGCAUCGGGGCGUAGCAGCUGGGUGGCCGAGGAGGAGCCAGCGCCCCUGGAGAAAGGUUUGUUCCAAGAUGAAGACUCAUGCAGUGACUGUAGUUACCAUGCAGGAACUAGUUUACGAAGUUUUGUACUAGAAGGAAAAACUCCUUUCCCAGAAAUUUUCCAAACAAGUCAACUUUUGUUCUAUGAGCGAUUCAGUGCCUAUCAAGAUUACAUUUUAGCUGACUGCAAGGCCUCUGAGGUAAAGGAAUUUACAGCUGAGUUCUUGGAGAAGGUCCUUGAACCAUCUGGAUGGCAGGCAGUCUGGCAAACUAGUGUGUUCAAGGUGCUGGUUGAGAUCACAGAUGUGGACUUUUCAGCCUUGAAGGCAGUGGUGAGGCUUGCUGAACCACACCUCUGUGAGUUUCAAGUGAGCACCUUUACCUUGGAGUGUGUGAAAGAGCUCCUCGAUCUGAAGGAGCAUCAGCUGCCCCUACAGGAGUUGUGGGUGGUAUAUGACGAUUCUGGAGUAUUUGACCAGACAGCACUUGCAAUUGAGCAUGUCAGAUUUUUCUACCAAAACAUUUGGAGGAGUUGGGAUGAAGAGGAGGAGGAUGAGUACGAUUAUUUUGUCAGAUGUGUUGAGCCUCGUUUGAGAUUGCAUUAUGACAUUCUUGAAGACCGUGUUCCCUCAGGACUUGUUGUUGACUACCGCAAUCUGUUGUCUCAGUGUGAGGAGAAUUACAGGAAAUUUUUAAAUCUGAGAAGCAGUUUAUCAAAUUGUAACUCUGACUCUGAGCAGGAAAAUAUCUCCAUGGUGGAAGGGUUAAAACUGUAUUCUGAGAUGGAACAGUUGAAACAAAAGCUAAAGCUCAUCGAGAAUCCUUUGUUAAGGUAUGUGUUUGGUUAUCAGAAGAAUUCUAAUAUCCAAGCGAAAGGCAUUCGUCCAGAUGGUCAGAAGGUCACUCACGUGGUCUCCUCUGCCCUGAUGACCGGCCUGCUGAGGACCCUGCUCAACGACAGGCUCUGCCAGGAGGAAACAGAAAUUCAGUUCCAUAGGGAUCCGUUGUCUGCUAUAAAUGCCUGCUAUGAAGGUGACACUGUUAUUAUUUGUCCUGGCCACUACAUAGUAAAUGGCACGUUCUCCAUUGCUGACUCCAUUGAGUUGGAAGGAUAUGGUCUACCGGACGAUAUUGUGAUAGAAAAGAGGGGCAAAGGUGACACUUUUGUGGACUGCACAGGUGCAGAUAUUAAAAUCUCAUGCAUAAAAUUUGUUCAGCAUGACGCUGUAGAAGGAAUCUUAAUCAUUCACCGUGGUACGACAACUUUGGAAAACUGUGUUCUGCAGUGUGAAACCACAGGAGUCACAGUGCGAACGUCAGCAGAAUUUUUAAUGAAGAACUCGGAUUUAUAUGGUGCCAAGGGUGCUGGUAUCGAAAUAUAUCCUGGGAGUAAGUGUAUCUUGACCGACAAUGGCAUCCAUCACUGCAAGGAAGGGAUCCUUAUUAAGGACUUUUUAGAUGAACAUUAUGACAUUCCCAAAAUAUCCAUGGUGAAUAAUAUUAUACAUAAUAAUGAAGGUUAUGGCGUUGUCUUGGUGAAACCUACAAUUUUCUGUGACCUGCAAGAAAAUGCCCAAGAUGAAACUGAAGAAAAUAGAGCACUUAAACUUCAGACAAGUGGAGAGGCUGAUGUAGCUGGAAGAGUGGGUCUGGAAGAGCUGGUUCAAUGUGCAGCUGGUCAAAUGGAGCUUCAUGAAAGAGCCGACCUUUCUGAGCCAGUCGGGGGAAAUUGUGAAAUAAUAAAUGAACUAGUUGCUGCCUCUACCCAAAAAGGCCAGAUGAAGAAGAAAAGGCUGAGUGAGCUGGGGAUCACACAGGCUGAUGACAACCUCAUGUCACAGGAGAUGUUUGUCAGAAUUGUGGGGAAUCAGUUCAAGUGGAAUGGGAAAGGAAGUUUUGGGACAUUUCUUUUCUGAUCACAAUAAUGUAAAUAGAUAGCAAAAUACUGGAUUUUGCACACGCUGCCCUGAGAAUCAUUGCUGCCAUUGUAGUCUGCUUCAUGUCCUUGAUUGGGCUUGAGUGAAAUGUAGACUUAUUGCUAUUUGCAGGUGUGCACACAAAGCACUCCUUUAUAAGAAAGAUCAUAAAAAUACAUAAGAUAGAAGAUAUUUGG
Molecule: messenger RNA, 2201 nt
Organism: Otolemur garnettii (small-eared galago)
Lineage: Eukaryota; Metazoa; Chordata; Mammalia; Primates; Galagidae
Gene: SHCBP1
Product: SHC binding and spindle associated 1
Exons: 13
Coding region: 4-2004 (666 amino acids)
Biological process (GO): fibroblast growth factor receptor signaling pathway
Source: RefSeq, a predicted model, not a curated record